UCCCAGGGUAUAAAAAGAACGAACCCUCUCCACAGCAAUUACAACUCAGCCAAGAAGGAGAAACAGUCCUCAACUUUCCUGAAAACAGCCAACAGAGAAGCCUCAACUGAUGAGGCCAAGCUAAAGGCUCUGUGCUCCAAACAAGCUUCUCAAGUACAACCUUUCUCCACUCCUAGACUUCCUCUUGUCUGUUCUUUCUCUGUCUAUCGGCUCACUCUCUCUCCAGACUCCUCCACCAUGCCUCCUCAGCUUCAGUCCCAGAACCAGAGCAGUCCCAGGAUCCUGCAGGGCGAUCUCAGUACCCUCAGUCCGGCCGUGAAGGAGUUUGUAGAUGCCAAUGUGAGUCUGUGCCAGCCCGACUCCCUCCACAUCUGUGACGGCUCAGACGAGGAAAACCGCGCCAUCCUGACCCAGCUGGAGGAGCAAGGGAUGAUCAAGAAGCUCAACAAAUAUGAGAACUGCUGGUUGGCCAGGACUGACCCGAGGGACGUAGCUCGGGUUGAGAGUAAGACUGUUAUUGUGACCCGGGACCAGAGGGACACGGUGCCCACAUCGCUGGGGGGCGCAGUCAGCCAGCUGGGCCGCUGGAUGCCCCCGGAAGAGUUUGACAAAGCCAUGACUCAGCGGUUCCCUGGUUGCAUGAAAGGUCGUACCAUGUAUGUGAUUCCCUUCAGUAUGGGUCCAGUAGGUUCCCCCCUCUCUAAGAUUGGCGUGGAGCUGACAGACUCUCCCUAUGUGGUGGUCAGUAUGAGGGUGAUGACCCGGAUGGGGAAGGAUGUGCUGUCCGCUUUGGGGACGGGCGAGUUCGUCCGCUGUCUGCACUCCGUCGGCUGUCCUCUACCGCUCAAAAAGCCCCUGGUGAACAACUGGCCUUGUAACCCCGAGCAGACAUUAAUCGCCCACAUCCCAGACCGCAGGCAGAUCGUCUCAUUCGGUAGUGGUUACGGAGGAAACUCCCUGCUGGGGAAGAAGUGCUUUGCUCUGCGCAUUGCCUCACGUAUCGCUAAGGAGGAGGGCUGGCUGGCAGAGCACAUGCUGAUCCUGGGCGUCACCAACCCUGCCGGGGAGAAGAAGUACAUGGCAGCAGCCUUCCCCAGCGCCUGCGGGAAGACAAAUCUGGCCAUGCUCUGCCCGACGCUGCCGGGCUGGAAGGUUGAGUGUGUGGGAGACGACAUCGCCUGGAUGAAGUUUGACAACCAAGGCAACCUACGUGCCAUCAACCCGGAGAAUGGCUUUUUUGGAGUUGCGCCCGGCACCUCAGCCAAAACCAACCCCAAUGCCAUGAAGACCAUCAUCAAGAACACCGUUUUCACCAAUGUUGCAGAGACUAGCGAUGGCGGUGUGUACUGGGAGGGAAUGGACCAGACGCUGCCUGAGGGAGUCACCAUCACUUCCUGGAAGAACAAGCCCUGGAGCUCAGAAGAUGGCGAACCCUGUGCUCACCCCAACUCUCGUUUCUGCACUCCGGCCGGUCAGUGUCCCAUCAUCGACCCACUGUGGGAAUCCCCAGAGGGAGUCCCUAUUGAGGCCAUCAUCUUUGGAGGGCGCAGGCCAGAAGGUGUCCCUCUAGUAUAUGAGGCUUUCAGCUGGCAGCAUGGAGUGUUUGUUGGAGCAGCCAUGAGGUCAGAGGCCACCGCUGCAGCUGAACACAAAGGCAAGGUGAUCAUGCAUGACCCCUUCGCCAUGCGUCCCUUCUUUGGCUACAACUUUGGACAGUACCUCUCUCACUGGCUGAGUAUGGCCGACCGCCCCGGCGCCAAGCUCCCCAAGAUCUUUCACGUCAACUGGUUCCGCAAGAGCCCCACCGCCGGAUUUCUCUGGCCCGGUUUCGGCGACAACAUCCGCGUGCUUGACUGGAUGUUCAGGCGGGUGAAUGGCGAGGCCGGCGCCGUGCCCUCUGCUGUGGGCUACCUGCCUCACUGUGACUCUCUAAACCUCCAGGGCCUGCAGGAGGACGUGGACCUCAACGAGCUGUUCUCCCUGGAUCAGGAGUUCUGGCAGAGGGAGGUGGAUGAGGUGAGGAAGUACUUCACCACGCAGGUGAACGACGACCUGCCCAGUGAGGUGGCCCGGCAGCUGGAGCUCCUGCAGCAGCGAGUGAAGCAGAUGUAAAGAGGAAAAACAGGAGGGGAAGAAAAGAAGUGUGUCCGAAAUUCUGAGGGAACAUGUUGGUAAUCUAGAACCAACUUUUAGUAAUUGUAGAAUAUCUCGUUCUUGUGCUGAAGAACACAUAUAAAGAAUUCCUUUCUUUGAGGUGAAGCCUUACAACUUCCUGAAAGAGGAGCAAUUCUCCUCUGAUAAUUCUUGUUUUUUUCAUUAGCUAGAAAUCCUCCCCCUUUUCGGAUGAUUAUUCUGAAAAUACUACUGUUAAAAUUCCGCUGGGGGUGCUGAGAUGAAUAAUAUGAAUUUGUAGGAAUUGUUGAGUUUUUCACUGUGGUUUAAGUGAAAUGUCAUAAAAAUGACAGCCAGAGGGCACCAGUCACAAAUAAAUCGGAAAUCUUUCUUUUCCAUCCCUUCACAUGCUGUCGUAGCAGCACUAUGUUUUCAUAUGUUUCCAAUGUGUUGUCCUACUGUAUGUCUGAAUUAUAUUAUUUAAUAAUAACUUAUUAUGAGCA
This is a messenger RNA of Micropterus salmoides (largemouth bass), 2615 nucleotides long. RefSeq names its product phosphoenolpyruvate carboxykinase 1 (soluble) (gene pck1). Gene Ontology annotation, biological process: response to starvation; gluconeogenesis; hepatocyte differentiation. The transcript is spliced from 10 exons. The coding region runs from base 238 to 2112 and encodes 624 amino acids. Gene Ontology annotation, cellular component: cytosol; mitochondrion. The record is from RefSeq and is a predicted model, not a curated record. NCBI's taxonomy places the organism in Eukaryota, Metazoa, Chordata, Actinopteri, Centrarchiformes, Centrarchidae. Gene Ontology annotation, molecular function: manganese ion binding; phosphoenolpyruvate carboxykinase (GTP) activity; GTP binding.